Molecule: messenger RNA, 455 nt
Organism: Diuraphis noxia (Russian wheat aphid)
Lineage: Eukaryota; Metazoa; Arthropoda; Insecta; Hemiptera; Aphididae
Gene: mRpL33
Product: mitochondrial ribosomal protein L33
Biological process (GO): translation
Cellular component (GO): mitochondrion
Source: RefSeq, a predicted model, not a curated record
UUUGAUAAUUCUCAAAAGAAAUGUUCAGCAAAUGUUUUUUUUAUUUGGUAAAAACUAAAAUGGUUUUCUGGAAUCAGUAAAAACUACUAGAUAAAGUUUCAUAUAUAGCUAGAACGGCAUUAAUAAAUUAUAAUGUUUUUGACAAAUGUGUUACUGAAAAAAGUAAAAUCCAAGCACACUAUGGUGCUAAUGGAAAGCAUGGUAAGCGGUCACAAGUACAACGUAUUCAGGGAACGUUUAGCAGACAAACUAGAACUUGUACAUUUCGACCCUUGGAUUGGCCAAAUGUCCGUCUACAAGGAAAGGAAAAAAAUAAGAAGUGCAAAUGUUAAGAGAUUCACAGAGCCUACAUAACAGUCAAGCAAUUAUUUGUAUAAAUUAUUCAUAGAAUGUAGAAUAUUUUUAAGCAUUUAUAUUAUCAAAUUCUAGAAUAUAUAACCUUAAUUUUACUAAAA